Suncus etruscus (white-toothed pygmy shrew) is the source of this 2910-nucleotide messenger RNA. RefSeq names its product potassium voltage-gated channel subfamily D member 3 (gene KCND3). Gene Ontology annotation, cellular component: neuronal cell body; membrane; voltage-gated potassium channel complex. The coding region runs from base 287 to 2254 and encodes 655 amino acids. The record is from RefSeq and is a predicted model, not a curated record. Gene Ontology annotation, molecular function: protein binding; A-type (transient outward) potassium channel activity. Lineage: Eukaryota; Metazoa; Chordata; Mammalia; Eulipotyphla; Soricidae. The transcript has 8 exons. Gene Ontology annotation, biological process: protein homooligomerization; potassium ion export across plasma membrane.
GACAGACAGACAGACAGACAAACAGAUCCAGCGAAGGAUCCCCAAAGGAGCCAGCGACGAGGACCCCGCGGUGGAGGAGAGAAGGAGGAGGCGAUCUCCUCUGGCCCCCGCAGCUUUCUUUCCUGGCCCGCGUGCGCUCUUGCGCGCUCUCUGGGCUCAGGGAGUGGGGGCCCCAGAUUCUGGGGUUCUCUUCUCGGCAAGGGACUGCUGAACUAAGGAACUUCAAGCUGGUAUCCCCAAGAAAAGGCUGUGUUGUGCAGGGGCCAGCUCUGGAACUGGAGUCACCAUGGCGGCCGGAGUGGCAGCUUGGCUGCCCUUCGCACGGGCCGCAGCCAUCGGCUGGAUGCCAGUGGCCAACUGCCCCAUGCCCCUGGCCCCAGCUGACAAGAACAAGCGACAAGAUGAACUGAUCAUCCUCAACGUGAGCGGCCGACGGUUCCAGACCUGGAGGACUACCCUGGAGCGAUACCCGGACACACUGCUGGGGAGCACAGAGAAGGAGUUCUUCUUCAACGAGGACACCAAGGAGUACUUCUUCGACCGGGACCCCGAGGUGUUCCGCUGUGUCCUCAACUUCUACCGCACGGGCAAGUUGCACUAUCCACGUUACGAAUGCAUCUCGGCCUACGACGAUGAGUUGGCCUUCUAUGGCAUCCUGCCCGAGAUCAUUGGGGACUGCUGCUAUGAGGAGUACAAGGAUCGCAAGAGGGAGAAUGCAGAGCGUCUGAUGGAUGACAAUGACUCUGAGAACAACCAGGAGGCCCUGCCAUCGCUCAGCUUCAGACAGACCAUGUGGCGGGCCUUCGAGAACCCACAUACCAGCACCUUGGCUCUGGUCUUCUACUAUGUCACAGGCUUCUUCAUCGCUGUGUCAGUCAUCACCAAUGUGGUGGAGACGGUACCCUGUGGCACGGUGCCAGGGAGCAAGGAGCUGCCAUGCGGAGAACGCUAUGCGGUGGCCUUCUUCUGCCUGGACACCGCAUGUGUCAUGAUCUUCACUGUGGAGUAUCUACUGCGACUCUUCGCGGCCCCCAGUCGCUACCGCUUUGUGCGUAGUGUCAUGAGUAUCAUAGACGUAGUGGCCAUCAUGCCCUACUACAUUGGGCUGGUCAUGACGGACAAUGAGGACGUGUCGGGGGCCUUUGUCACACUGAGGGUCUUUCGCGUGUUUCGCAUCUUCAAGUUCUCCAGGCAUUCGCAGGGCCUGCGCAUCCUGGGCUAUACCUUGAAGAGCUGCGCCUCUGAGCUGGGCUUUCUGCUCUUCUCCCUCACCAUGGCCAUUAUCAUCUUCGCCACGGUGAUGUUCUACGCCGAGAAGGGCUCCUCAGCCAGCAAGUUCACGAGCAUCCCUGCUUCCUUUUGGUACACCAUUGUCACCAUGACCACGCUGGGCUAUGGAGACAUGGUACCCAAGACUAUUGCAGGCAAGAUCUUCGGUUCCAUCUGCUCCCUGAGUGGCGUCCUGGUCAUUGCCCUGCCAGUGCCCGUGAUUGUGUCCAACUUCAGCCGGAUUUACCACCAGAAUCAGAGAGCUGAUAAACGCAGGGCACAAAAGAAAGCCCGUCUGGCCAGAAUCCGAGUGGCCAAAACGGGCAGUUCCAAUGCCUAUCUACACAGCAAGCGCAAUGGACUUCUCAAUGAGGCACUGGAGUUGUUGGGUACCCCAGAAGAAGAGCAGAUGGGAAAGACAACCUCUCUCAUUGAAAGCCAACACCACCAUCUGCUGCACUGCCUGGAAAAGACCACUGGGUUGUCCUAUCUUGUGGAUGAACCCCUGUUAUCUGUACGAACCUCCACCAUCAAGAACCACGAGUUUAUCGAUGAACAGAUGUUCGAACAGAAUUGCAUGGAGAGCUCCAUGCAGAACUAUCCAUCCACGAGAAGCCCCUCCUUGUCCAGCCACCAGGGCCUCACCACCACCUGCUGCUCCCGUCGGAGUAAGAAAACCACACACCUCCCCAAUUCCAACCUGCCAGCCACACGCCUGCGCAGCAUGCAAGAGCUUAGCACGAUCCACAUUCAGGGCAGCGAGCAGCCCUCCCUCACAACCAGUCGCUCCAGCCUUAAUUUGAAAGCAGAAGAGGGACUGAGACCAAACUGCAAGACAUCCCAGAUCACCACAGCCAUCAUCAGCAUCCCCACACCCCCAGCACUCACCCCAGAGGGGGAAAGCCGGCCUCCCCCAGCCAGCCCAGGUCCCAAUACGAACAUUCCUUCCAUAGCCAGCAACGUGGUCAAGGUCUCUGCCUUGUAAACAUCUCUGGACAAAGGGGCCGGUGCAGAUAGCGGGAGCCAAGGGGCUGGCAUGUUGGUGGGUGGCCUCCGGGACCACUGCCUCUCCUGUCCCCACUACUUCUGCCUCACCCUUACAACCCCUUGCACUGAAAUUUGUGCCUGGAAGGGAAAUGGCAGACAAGGGGUGUUUGAGGUUCACCACUGCUGCUGGUGGUGGAUUUAGCCCUGGGAAUCGGCAGCAGCUCGCUGGGGCCGGAGGAAAGUUGGUGGGGUGGGAGAUGGGACAGUGCUAGGUGUUGACUAUGUGCCAGGACAGAACCUGCACAGUGGGGAGCCCCCAGACCACACUGCAGUUGUUUCUGGAGAGCCCAGUGAGGAAAAUGCAAGAGCAAGAACAGCACAGAGACCGAGUUGUCACACGCGAAACAGGAAAAAAAAAAAUAACACUGUGUAUUUAAGCACCUUUCUUGAGGUUCCUCAUGGAUAAUAUUUAUUCAUGGGAAAAGGUGGAAAACACAAAAAGCACCAAUGGAUUUUUGUGAAACGUUUUUUCUCCAUGGACCCGAUACCUUUGAACCAAAACAAUGCAUUUUGUGAGGUUUGUUUUUCUUUUCUUUUUUUUUUUUUCCUUCUCUCCUUUUAUAGCAAAAAGCUUUUAGGAUAAGAAGUCAGUUA